Molecule: messenger RNA, 1686 nt
Organism: Clarias gariepinus (North African catfish)
Lineage: Eukaryota; Metazoa; Chordata; Actinopteri; Siluriformes; Clariidae
Gene: med27
Product: mediator complex subunit 27
Exons: 8
Coding region: 6-941 (311 amino acids)
Biological process (GO): regulation of transcription by RNA polymerase II
Cellular component (GO): mediator complex
Molecular function (GO): transcription coactivator activity
Source: RefSeq, a predicted model, not a curated record
CAGCCAUGGCGGAUGUUAUGAAUGUCGGUGUGAAUUUGGAAGCUUUUUCUCAAGCAAUUAACGCCAUCCAGGCGCUUAGGUCGAGUGUAACUAGAGUGUUCGACUCACUUAAAGAUGGAAUGAAGAACAAGGAAACGCUGGAAGGACGAGAAAAGGCGUUUAUUUCGGACUUUCAGGACAACUUGCAGGCGGUGAAUCGUGACUUGACUGAGUUGGAGCGUCUCAGUAACCUGGUUGGCAGGCCGUCAGAAAGUCACCCGUUACACAACAGCGGCCUACUGAGCUUAGACCCGGUUCAGGACAAAACCCCUCUGUACAGCCAGCUUCUACAGGCUUACAAAUGGUCCAACAAGUUACAGUACCAUGCAGGCUUGGCGUCCAGCCUCUUAAACCAGCAAUCACUCAAGCGAUCGGCCAAUCAGAUAGGAGCAUCAGCGAAGAGGAGGCCGAAGGUCCAGCCCAGCACCCUGAUCCUGCCCAUUCAGUAUGUGGAUGAUGUGAUCUCUAGGAUUGGCCGCAUGUUUCCAGACAUGUCCAUCGAACUCUUCCGGCCCAACGGGACAUCAGCUGUGCUUCUGGUGACUCUGGGAAAGGUGCUUAAAGCCAUCGUAGUGAUGAGGAGCCUGUUCAUUGACCGCACCAUCGUCAGAGGAUACCACGAGAACGUGUAUUCCGAGGACAACAAGCUGGAUAUCUGGUCAAAGUCCAACUACCAAGUAUUUCAAAAGGUGACGGACCAUGCCACCACAGCACUGCUGCACUACCAGCUGCCCCAGAUGCCCGAUGUGGUGGUUCGCUCCUUCAUGACCUGGCUUAGGAGUUACAUCAAGCUUUUCCAGACGCCAUGUCAGCGCUGUGGGAAGUUUCUCCAAGACGGCUUGCCUCCCACCUGGAGAGAUUUCCGUACCCUCGAGGCCUUUCAUGACACCUGCAGGCAGUAAAGCUACAAACGUUACGGGAGACAUGAUGGACAGAGGAUGGACAAAUACAAAGCAAGACCAUGCUUGUAUGGACAUUUGUAGACUUUUGAAACUACAGUUUGCUUCUUAUGGGCCAAAUUUUUGACAAACAGAUCAGAUGUUUUGACAAACAGAUCAGAUGUACAUAAAUAUGCCGACGACAAGCUUGAAUGCAGUCUCUGGUUGAUAAAGAGAGUUUUGUAUUCUUAACAUUUUGUGGAAGACUUUAAUUUUUUUGUUUGCAGAUGUUUCUCAGUAGCUAAUAAUCCCAGGUUUCACCGGAUAAAAAGCGUCUGUGAUGCUUGAUAUUGGCAGUAAACAUUAACUUCCUGUGCUCAUAUCUAGUGUUUCAAACUUCCAUAAACUCGUGUCCUACUUAGUUUUCUCUUAGCAUUUUUUUUUUUUUUUUGCCUAAAAAAAACACUUUGGUGAAGCACUCCAAAGCAAAAAGUCAUGCGAUGCCAUUUUUUUUCUUAUUGUUUGUGAGCUUUUUUGUAGUCGCAUUUAUAAGAAAAGAUGUUCAAUAUUUCAUGAGUCACCCAAAGUUGGGACGUUUCUUUUUCUCUUUCUUCUUUUAAUAAAACAGUCAACUGAUACAACUAGGUCAUAACUUCACAUGUAGCCUAUUGUAUGAACACGUUUUGAGAUUGGACAAGAAUUCAAGAAUUGCUUGUGUGGUGUUUUUUUUUUUUUCCUUUCUAUUCCAGUUUUGAUGUAAUAAAACUUU